Molecule: messenger RNA, 3906 nt
Organism: Diachasma alloeum
Lineage: Eukaryota; Metazoa; Arthropoda; Insecta; Hymenoptera; Braconidae
Gene: Evi5
Product: ecotropic viral integration site 5 ortholog
Exons: 6
Coding region: 337-2805 (822 amino acids)
Source: RefSeq, a predicted model, not a curated record
CCCACCUCGGCACUUACAUACGGUACACCUUCGCAUUCGUUAACGAAAAGGAAAUAAAGUUGUACACCUGUAUUAGUUGGAAUACGUACACAAUUCUCAAUGACGAAUUAGGCGUUUUUAUUUGAUCCUCUGGCCACAUCGUAUCCCCAUGAGUGAGAAAAUCAUUGAAGCAGAGGGAAUAAUCGCCAGUGGAUAGAAUUAUGUUGUAAAAUUGUGUUUUGGUGUUAUCGUGCUACAUUCCUCUUGCAGAAGAUUAACAAAUUAACAAUUAGCGAGAGGGCGAAGUCGAGGUGUUGAACUAAAGAAUUGUUUGUCCGAUGAUAUGGGUCACAGGUGAUGAGUGUAUACCAUUUGCCAACGUCGUCCCUCCCAUUCACGAGUAAACUAAACAUUAACGAUAUAUUGAUAUCGGCGUUUGAGUCGAGUAUACGACGUGGGAAGGGAAUAUUCCACAGCAAAACCAUAUCCACCGACGAGCUGGCUCUACUAGGGAAGCUGGAAGAGGCUAACAGGCUGAUCGAGGAAGAUGUGAAAUCGUGUAAUUCCCUCCAGACCCACAGCCGCAAGAAUUCCGAAACCUCGAGAGACACCGGGUCAUCAGGAGACGGCGAUAAUGACUCGCCCUCGAAGCACGAGACCCCGACCGACGGUGAAGUGGAUGUAUGGAAGAGAUGGGGCCAUAUCGUAGCAGACUGGGACAAUUACUCCAAGAAGCACAAGGACUUGAUCAAGGAGCUCGUGAAACAAGGCAUUCCCCACCACUUCAGGGGCAUCGUCUGGCAACUGCUAUGCGGAGCCCACGAUUCCCCAGUGAAGAAGCAAUUCGCUGAGUACAUCAAGGCCACGUCAGCCUGCGAGAGGAUAAUCCGUCGAGACAUAGCACGUACAUAUCCCGAGCAUGAAUUCUUCAAGGAGAAGGAUGGAUUGGGUCAGGAGAGCCUCUUCAACGUCAUGAAGGCGUACAGCCUUCACGAUCGUGAAGUGGGUUACUGCCAAGGCUCAGGCUUCAUCGUAGGACUGUUACUAAUGCAACAGAUGCCAGAAGAGGAGGCCUUCGCAGUUCUCGUUGCCCUCAUGCAGGAAUACCGUCUCCGCGACAUGUUCAAACCCAGCAUGGCUGAACUGGGUGUCUGCAUGUAUCAGCUGGAACACUUGGUAGCUGACACAUACCCAGACUUAUCCGCUCACUUCACUGCUCAGAGUUUCCACACCUCGAUGUACGCCUCCUCCUGGUUCCUCACGUUAUUCACCACUGCCUUGAGUCUCCCCCUAGCCUGUCGCAUCUUCGACGUCUUCCUGAUGGAGGGAAUGGAGAUAAUCUUCAAGGUGGCCCUAGCGAUGCUGGAACUGGGACGCGAGGAGUUGCUCAGCCUCGAUAUGGAGGGAAUGCUCAAGUUCUUCCAGAAGGAACUCCCUGGCAGAGCUGAGAAGGACCCUGCGGCCCUUCUUAAUCUCGCCUACAGACUCAAGAUAAACCCAAAACGCAUGAAGAAACUGGAGAAGGACUACACAGUCCUCAAGAUGAAGGAGCAGGAGGAAAUGGUAGAGCUUCGUCGUCUUCGAGCUGAGAAUCGUCUCCUGCGUCAGAGAACGGAAUUAUUGGAAGCUGAGUCUGCAGAGUUGGCUGAUCGUCUGGUGAAGGGUCAGGUCUCCAGGGCGGAGGAGGAGGAGACGACGUUUGUGGUGCAGAGGGAACUGGCAGCUCUUCGACAUUCCCAUUUAGAGACUUCCCAUCAGCUUGAGCAGGCUCACGAGGAGUUGAGGUCCUUGUCAAUGCUCCUAGAAGAGAACAUGUCUUCCAAGCAAUCGUCGAUCGACGAGAUCAUGUCUAAACAAGAGGCUUUGAGCCAAAAAGAGGAGAUGGUGGAGUGCCUCCAGCAGGAACUGGUCAGGGUGAGGCUCCACGAGGCCGAGAACGACGCCACCAUCAGGGAACUGAGGAAGAGAAUCCAAGAGCUGGAGCAGGACAAGAAGACUUUGAGGGAAUCGACCCCCGAUAAUUCUGUGGCUCAUCUCCAGGAAGAGCUCAUUGCUGUUAAACUUAGAGAGGCGGAGGCCAACUUGUCCCUGAAGGAUUUGAAGCAGAGGGUGAGCGAGUUGAGCACCGCCUGGCAACGACAUCUCCAGGAGCACAGGUCUGCACAAUCAGCUCCUGCAGCAGACUCAACUCCCAAGAAGCUGUUGUUCUGGGAGAACAGGGGCCAUGAAGUGCAGAAACUCGAGGAGGAUCUCAUGUCAACCAGGGUCAGGGAGAUGGUGGUACUUAGUGAGGUGAAGGAGUUGAGGCUCAAGGUGAUGGAGCUGGAGACGCAGGUCCAGGUGGCCACUAAUCAGCUGAGGAGGCAGGACGAGGGGGAGAAGGCUCUUAGGGAGGAAGUCGAGGCUGCUCUUGUCAGGGAGAAGGAGCUGGCUAGCAAAUUGAGGGAACAGGUGCACAAGUACUCGGAUCUUGAGAGCAAGAUGAAGGAUGAUGCGAUGAUGGCGAGAAUCAGGGAUGCUGAACAUGCACAGCAUGUUGCUGAAUUGACGCAGAAGAUUUCUUUGCUCCAGUUGAAGAAUGAAGAAAUGUACGCAGAAGGUGAACUAAGAAAUAAUCUUGACGACAGUGAACGAGUGCGAGAUUUGCAGGACAAAGUCGCUGAAUUAAAAGCUGAGAUCUUGAGAUUGAGAAACAGCAAACGCCAAUGGACAGGCUCAAGUGAUAAAAAUUUCACAAUCGACACUGAGAGUGAAAUUGACGAUUUACGUAUCUGCUUACAAGACCAAAUGACGAAUUCAACAUCAUCAAGUUCAUCGAGACUCUAGCAUACCGAAGAGCUUGCAUCGAUAGAUCCACGAAUGGGUGUACCAUCGAUGCGAGCUAUAAAUACUUAUUAAAUUAAUUAACUUAAAUUUAUAGGCGUAUGUAUAUGGCACAAUACAAAGUAUUGCAUUAUUGCAUUUUAGUAUUAGAUGCUCUGCUUUUAAUAACUGAAUUCUUUAUAAGAAAAUUGAAUAAGUGAUAGGGAGUAUUAUAACGAUUGAGCAAAUGACGAUAGUGGAUUUAUAUGAAUUAUCAGUUUCUGUGAGACAGAUAAACGAUUUAUAGUGUUUUAGAUUGUUUUCAUAUGAUGAAACAUUCAAACUGUUGGUCCAUUGUUACUUCAAAUGAUGUUAUUGACUUUAUUAUUUUUUUCAGAUUUUUUUUUUAUUUUAAUAAUACGAUAACUGUAAGACAGUUGGAUUAUCCUAUUUUAAGGGGCCAAUCGUAGGAAAAUUGCGGAGUUGAUCAUUGUUUCUUCAUGUAGUGUUCGAAUUAUUUAUUAAGGUAAUAGUUGAUGUAUUGUGCACACGUGCAAUUCCUGUUGUGGAUGCAAUUACUGAUGGGGAGAUACCAGUUUUGAAGAUCAUUUGAAUUUUUCCAUGGGAUUUUAAUUUUCUGGCAGCUUUUUUUCAUUAUCUGACAUUUAUACUUCGUAUUUUGUGGGAAAUGUUAUUUUCUUCUUGUAAAUCAUUCAAUUGAAUUAGGGAGAACUCUGGGAAUUUGUGAAUAGUGAAUCGAAACUGGUGCACUUACAUUACAAUGAACAAUUUUAUAUAAUUUUUUCUAAUGUUUUCAAUAAGAGCAUGUGUACAUCAACACCAAAUAAACGAAGACAUUAAUUAUCUGCAAUAUUAGAAACCACUGAACACGAUCUGUAGAAGUGUGUAAUUCCAUAUGAAAUAUACUAGAUGGCAGUGAGCAAACAAAAAAAUCCAGCAACCAUUUUUUUAUAUAUUUUUUUCUUCUUCGUUGUCCUCAGGGGGAGGGUGACGGAUACAAUUGCAGAAUAAAAAAUGUACGGAUAUCGUUUCAUGUCAAUAGUACUCACUCCAUCUCUAACUCUUGGAUCUGGAAGAAAGUAAUAAAAGUGAUUAAUCAUUAAA